UUUGAGCUCUGUUGGACGACUUCCCCAGUUCCAAUUCCAAGUCAGUCUUUUUCUCCUCCCCCUCCCCCUCCUCCUCCUCCGUCGUCUUCUUCCUCUUCUUCUUGUUUUCCCUUCUCUUUUUUUUUUCUGAGACAGACAGAGAGACCGAGGAGUUGAGAGGAUGGAGGGUCAGCGGACAGCUCUGUUGAAAUGCCAGCGAAUUGGCUGCAACGCCAUGUUUUCCGACGACGACAAUCCCGAAGGUUCCUGUCAAUACCACGAUUCGGGACCUAUAUUUCAUGAUGGGAUUAAAGAGUGGAGUUGUUGCAAGAAAAGAAGUCAUGAUUUCACCUUAUUUUUAGAAUUGCCAGGAUGUAAGGCAGGUAAACACACAACAGAGAAACCAGUGUUGGCGAAGCCGAAGCCUAAGGCUCCUGUUCCUGCUCCUACUGCAGCUCCUGCUACUGAUGCAUCGUCAAAACAGUCCUGCUCUAGGUGUCGCCAGGGUUUUUUCUGUUCAGAACAUGGUGCACAAGCCAAAGAACUAAAAUCAAAGCCUGUAAAUGUGGAAACAACUCCAAUUCCAGAAAGCAUUACUGACGAUCAAGGCACUUCUGCUCCGCCGAAAAAGAUUGUUGACAUAAACCAGCCCCAGACGUGUAUGAAUAAGGGGUGUGAUCAAACUUUCAAAGAGAAAGAUAACCACGAGAAUGCAUGCAGUUACCAUCCCGGGCCUGCUAUUUUCCACGACAGAGUGAGAGGGUGGAAGUGCUGUGACGUUCACGUAAAGGAAUUUGAUGAGUUUAUGAGCAUUCCUCCAUGCACCAAAGGUUGGCACAAUGCUGACCCGGUAUCUUAACAUCAGAUGCAGGGAAGGAUGGUUUGUUUUUACCGUCGUUUUUUUGUGAAAUUUUCUUUUUGUUAUUGAACUGAAAAUACAUUUCUUGCAACUGUUUUCCAGGAAUACUUAGCUUCUCUCUGUAUCACCUUUAGAAUAUGAAUUGUCUUGUCCUGUGUUCUUGUUGAAUUGAAACAAAUUCGUUGUGUGGAAAUCGAACUUUUUACGGCUCUACAUGUGAUCAUUUGAUUGUCGUUCA
This is a messenger RNA of Malus domestica (apple), 1076 nucleotides long. Its product is annotated as cysteine and histidine-rich domain-containing protein RAR1. Gene Ontology annotation, cellular component: nucleus; cytoplasm. Lineage: Eukaryota; Viridiplantae; Streptophyta; Magnoliopsida; Rosales; Rosaceae. The record is from RefSeq and is a predicted model, not a curated record. Gene Ontology annotation, molecular function: Hsp90 protein binding. Gene Ontology annotation, biological process: defense response to bacterium; defense response to fungus.